Fukomys damarensis (Damara mole-rat) is the source of this 7462-nucleotide messenger RNA. RefSeq names its product anoctamin 5 (gene Ano5). The record is from RefSeq and is a predicted model, not a curated record. Gene Ontology annotation, cellular component: plasma membrane. NCBI's taxonomy places the organism in Eukaryota, Metazoa, Chordata, Mammalia, Rodentia, Bathyergidae. Gene Ontology annotation, molecular function: chloride channel activity; protein dimerization activity. The transcript has 21 exons. The coding region runs from base 12 to 2684 and encodes 890 amino acids. Gene Ontology annotation, biological process: chloride transmembrane transport.
GCCUCCUGGAGAUGGUGGAGGAAGAAGUGAGAAGUAACAGUCAAGACACUGGCUAUACCCUCCAAAUGAGUGAGAGCCUGAGUAGCAGAGAAACCAGCUUUCUCAUCAAUGAAGAACGGACGUUCCAAAAGAGCAAACAAAGCAAAGAUUCCAUCUUCUUCCGGGAUGGGAUCAGGCAAAUCGAUUUUGUGCUUUCCUAUGUUGAUGACAUAAAGAAAGAUGCAGACAUAAAGGCGGAAAGAAGAAAAGAGUUUGAACAAAAUCUCAUAAAGUCGGGUCUUGAGUUGGAAAUUGAAGACAAAAGGGACUCAGAGGACGGAAGAACUUACUUUGUCAAGAUCCACGCCCCCUGGGAGGUGCUGGCGACCUACGCCGAAGUGCUGGGGAUCAAAAUGCCCAUCAAGGAGAGUGACAUCCCCCGCGAGCAGCACUUACCCUUUAACUGCAUGCUCGCGCCCGUGCAGCUCCCGGAGACAGUGAAGUACCCUCGUCCUGAAUAUUUCACUGUCCAGUUCAACAGACGUCGGCAGGAGCUCUUCCUCAUUGAAGACAAAGCCACAUUCUUCAAGUCCUCAUCGAGAAAUAGAAUUGUAUACUAUAUUCUUUCACGGUGUCCUUUUGGUAUAGAAGAUGGGAAAAAAAAGUUUGGGAUUGAAAGACUGCUAAAUUCUAACACUUACUCAUCUGCCUACCCACUCCAUGAUGGCCAGUAUUGGAAGCCCUCAGAGCCUCCAAAUCCUGUCAAUGAACGGCACAUACUUCAUAAGAACUGGGCUCGGUUUUCCUACUUCUAUAAGGAACAGCCUCUGGACUUGAUCAGGGAUUAUUAUGGAGAAAAAAUUGCUAUCUACUUUGUCUUUCUUGGUUUUUACACAGAGAUGCUGUUCAUUGCAGCUUUGGUUGGCUUAGCUUGCUUUAUUUAUGGCUUAUUAUCAAUGGGCAGUAACCCAAGCAGCAUGGAAAUCUGUGACCCUAACAUUGGCGGUCAGGUGAUUAUGUGUCCACUGUGUGACCAAGUGUGUGACUACUGGAGGCUGAACACCACCUGUUGGGCUUCAAAGUUCUCCCAUUUAUUUGAUAAUGAGUCAACAGUGUUCUUUGCAAUAUUCAUGGGAAUUUGGGUCACGUUGUUUUUGGAGUUUUGGAAACAGCGACAAGCCAGACUGGGGUACGAGUGGGAUCUGGUGGACUUUGAGGAGGAGCAGCAGCAGCACCAGCUGAGACCCGAGUUCGAAGCCAUGUGCAAGCACAGGAAAAUGAAUGCAGUGACAAAGGAGAUGGAACCUCACAUGCCGCUCUUUCGUCAUAUUCCAUGGUACUUCCUAUCCGGAGCCACGGUGACACUGUGGAUGGCUCUUGUUGUCACCAGCAUGGUGGCUGUGAUCGUGUACCGCCUUUCCGUUUUUGCUGCGUUUGCGAGCUUCAUGGAAAGUGAAGCAUCGUUACAGGAAGUCAAAAGAUUCUUCACUCCCCAGUUAGCCACGUCUCUCACCGGCUCCUGCUUGAACUUCAUUGUCAUCUUGAUCUUGAAUUUCUUUUAUGAAAAAAUAUCUGCAUGGAUUACAAAAAUGGAACUCCCUCGAACUUACCAGGAAUAUGAGAGCAGUCUUACCUUGAAAAUGUUCCUGUUUCAGUUUGUGAAUUUUUACUCAUCCUGCUUCUACGUAGCUUUCUUUAAAGGGAAAUUUGUAGGUUACCCUGGAAAAUACACAUAUCUGUUUAAUGUGUGGAGAAGCGAAGAGUGUGACCCUGGUGGUUGUUUAGUGGAACUGACCACACAGCUGACCAUCAUAAUGAUUGGGAAACAGAUUUUCACAAACAUUAAGGAAGCAAUUUACCCCUUCGUUUUAAAUUGGUGGAGACGUAGAAAAGCGCGGACCAACUCUGAGAAACUGUAUAGUCGUUGGGAGCAGGAUCAUGACCUUCAGUCCUUUGGACAGCUUGGGUUAUUCUACGAAUACUUAGAAACAGUGAUCCAGUUUGGCUUCGUCACACUCUUUGUGGCCUCGUUCCCGCUGGCCCCUCUCUUUGCCCUCAUGAACAACAUUGUGGAGAUCCGCGUGGACGCCUGGAAACUCACCACUCAGUACCGCAGACCUGUGGCCGCCAAAGCACACAGCAUCGGGGUCUGGCAGGACAUCCUUGCUGGCAUGGCGGUGCUUUCUGUCGCGACUAAUGCUUUUAUUGUUGCAUUUACCUCAGACAUCAUCCCCCGAUUAGUUUACUACUAUGCCUACUCUACGGAUAGCUCGCAGCCUAUGAGUGGUUAUGUCAAUAACAGCCUGUCAGUAUUCCUGACAGCCGACUUCCCAAACCACACUGUACCACUGGAUAAACGAGACUUCACCACAUGCAGGUACAGAGAUUACAGAAAUCCUCCUGCAGAUGAGAAUAAGUACCUUCAUAAUAUGCAGUUCUGGCACGUCCUUGCUGCCAAGAUGACAUUUAUCAUAAUUAUGGAACACAUCGUGUUUCUUGUCAAAUUUUUGUUGGCCUGGAUGAUCCCUGAUGUUCCAAAAGAUGUUGUGGACAGAAUCAAACGGGAAAAGCUAAUGACUGUCAGGGUUCUUCAUGAUUUUGAACUCAACAAACUAAAAGAGAAAUUGGGACUCAAUUCUAAUGAAUUUGCCAAGCAUGUCAUGAUUGAAGAAAACAAAAUGCAGCUAGCUAAAUCCACAAUUUAAUCAGCGUAACGGAGGAACAGCUGGUUGCCUGACUCUACUAUGUUUUUUUUCCUCUGGGGUUUGGGCCAGAGGCCAGAAGCCAUGUGUCAAUUUACCUUUUCUCUUUGUUUUAACUCGGAGUUUUUUAUAGACUUUUAAGAGGCCAACUUGGUGUUGUUGGAGGAGUAGCACUGUGUGCAUCGUCCGCUGAGUCCUUCCCAGAUAUUCUUUCCCAGGAUCCCUUUUGUAGAGGGCUGCCGGAAGUGCACGCAGAGUCAGACUACAGGAAGUUAUGGAGUGCACAGAAGCAAGCUUGGACCCAGACUGUGUCCCCACUUUCCAGGGCAUCUGCGCGUGUUCUUUCAUUGGUUGCUUUUCUUUCCCUCUCUUCAGAAAACAGUUUGGAGAAGGAAGAGAGCAACGAGGCCUUCUUAGUUACCUAAGUCCUGCCAUUUUAACUUAUGCAGAUGAAAAACCAAAAUCAUACAAUAUAAGAAAACGUACACAGUAAACGAUGUUGGGCAAAUGUCAUAGCAGGAGUUUAUUCUUGAAAUUUUCUGGUACAAGUUAAACUUCUUUCUGAAUCCCAGAUAACUCUUCAAGAGACUACGCGUUUGAGUUUUAACAAAGGGUAACAUCAGGAUUGCUAAGGAUAGUAUGCUGGUAACAGUAUUUUUCAACAUUUGUGGUUAUCUGUGGAAGAUGCUCUUGUGAAGAAGUUAGACUACAUCAGGUCUUCCGGCAAAUGGCAAGUCUGAUGUAGAAGUAAAUGUGUUUUCUUAGUUAAGAAUUCAAGACAAUACAUUUUGAUUAAUUUAUUCACUUUGGAAAGUUGUUGAGUUUUGGAAAUUAGUUUUUUUUCUGUAAUGCCUAUUUUGUAUCAGGAAGCCUUUCUAAGCACUACAUGUAUAAGUUAGAUAAGAGUUCUUUAUGAAAUGGGACAUCUUUGCUUUGAAGAGAUUCCAAAUCUUUGAAUAAGUUUACAACCUCUUCAUAGUGAUGCAUCUCCUUAUACAAUCUCAGUGCCUUCUCACUAUGCCUGUGACACGCAACAAAUGUUAGUGCUGAUUGUUCAUUUGAGAAGAUGUAACAUCAAAUGCUAGAGCAACUGAUGGCAUAAAAACCAUCACUGAAAAACUCAAGUACCAAAAAUGUGAUGAAUUUUAUAGUUCACUAAAAAAAUGUAUUUCUUGAAUUAUUCCUCUCAAAUUUGAGCCUAUAGACACGUUAUACAAUCCAAUUAUAAAGUGUUUGACUACCAAGUUUCAAAUUGGAAUUUAAUUCCAAAGGAAAAGUGGAUGGACUGUUGUAUCACACACAUCCAAAGAAAUUUUAUGACAAGGAUUUCUAAGCUAGCAUUUCUUUAUCUUAUCCUAAUCAAAUUUACGGGACUGUCAAUAUUUAAUAUAUGACAAACAGUCUUAACUGCUGGUCAGUAUUCAAUAUUUAGAACUAAGGGUGAUUUAGAUUAUAAAACUAUGAGACCGUUACCCUAGUAUGGCCAGUACUGGUUUGUCAAGUACUGCUUAGAUUUUAUGAAAAAUUUUCUGGGAUGAAGUGAUCUGCUGAUGGAAAUAGGGUUUCAAAUACAUGGAAGAUGUGUUCCUGCUUGUGAAACCAGUCAGUUACCAUGAAGUAAGCCCCAGCACAGCAUCACUGGGCUGAGGAAUCAGUCAGUAUGAUGCCUCCAUCACACAUCACACUCAGCUCACUGUGCUUCCUCCUCGGUGCUGAUAAGAAUAAGAACAGGGAAUUUGGGUUCUUGGAUAUACACAUUAAUUUGUAUGGUUCAAAAGUAUUUAUGGGGCUAGAUCACAGAUAAAAGCAAAUUUAACUGAGUUAUUUGCACACCACAAUUUAAAACAAGCCAAGAGUUAGGUUUCUAGACCAUGUACUAGUAAAGGAGGAAAUUAUUUUUAAGAUAAAUAGGUAAUUCUUAUGAUUGAUUGGUAAUAUCCUUUUAAGAUGUCCUUGACAAAUACUCUAUAUUCAUCUUGUGAUUUCCUGUUGAGAGCUUCUCCAUGUUUUGUCAAUUACACAACAAAACACUGGCAUUAUCGUUUUGAAAGUAUUAUAACCAAAGUCAGGAGCCAGAUUUAUGUAGAUAGAUUGUUUCUUCUUCUAAAAUCCGUUGACUAUUACAGGAGGAUUCAGUUACCAGCAUCUGGUCAUCAGAUGCCAGUUGAUACCAGCAUGGUGAUUGUUUUCUCCUCCAAUCAAAACCAGAAUUUUUUUCCUAGAAAUGUUCCGGGGAACACUUGAGAUCUUCUAUGACAAAAUUUUAAGUGCCCAAACCAAAAGAACACAUUACUUUUUUCAGAUAUCUUCUCUCAUCCUUGUGCUCAUCGACUUUGCUAGAUCAUUUUAGAGAGCUCCAUCCAGAAGAGACUGAUGUAAUUAGGUAAAAUGUCACCUUCAUUCUGCUGCAUCUCUUGAUGUGGCUUUAGUGAUCUUUGAGCCAAGCUAAUGCGAGUUACCAAAGAGAAGAAGGGAAUUAAAAUGGGGAGAAAAGUGCCAUGCUGGGACUGGUACAAACUCUGUGUGGGAGUAAUCAUGUGCCCCCCACUGGCCAUCUAGUGAGGACGACAGAAAAGCCAGACAGACUUCAAGCUUAGAACUAGGAUGUGUCCAAAAUAAUAUUCAUUCCCAAGUGCUUUUGUAAUUUCGGAUACAGUUAGUAGUCAUGCUUCUCUGUUGAUGAACUCCAGUUGAAGGUAAAGAGUUUGUACUGUUUAUUCAACAGGGAAUCUCAUGUUUUGAAAGAAGGUCUUUCAUACUUGUUUUAACUGGUAAUAAUUAUGCUGCAAUUAAAGGGCGUUAUUGAGAAAGACAGCAAUGCAAGAAUAUUAUUGCCCAGGCUUAGAAGUCUACCACAAGGAAUCACUGUGACUAUUGUGUUAUCCUUUUUCUAAAGAAAUUUUUCCUACUCAACUUUUAUGCAUAAUGAUUUAAGUAUGAUAGUUACUCUAGCAUUAUGUAAAAUUAAAGAGAGUGACAAAAAUGUAAUAGCACAGUUCCAUGUUGUGAGAUAUGUGUUUCUGAAAUUUUUGACUAGACAGAUCUUUCCUAUAUGUGAGAUUGUGUAACUGACCCAGGAAGUAUGUGUUCUGUUCUGUAUUUUCUUUCUUCCUUCUGUUUUUCUUUUGAAAGAGGGAUACAGGCUUGCAGGGAAAGUGACUUGAGGAAUAUGUCCUUAUAUAACAAGGAGUUCAGUCAGUGAAUAAAGUAAUAAUUUUAAACUACAUUUUGACAUACACUCAUUUAUUCUUAAAGCCAAAUGCUGAUACAAUUCUUCAGAGCUUGCCUAUUUAAAAGAGUUUUUAAAAUCACUUUUGUUGUUUAGAGACAUUAAAAUACACAUCCACAUAUAGCACAGUUAGCCCAGAAAAUUACAGAUUUGACAAAAUAGAGUUAUAGAGCCGUUUCUGUUGCAUGGCACAGAAAAACUGGAAAGGGUGGUAGUUUGUGUUCUAUUGUUUCUUUGCUUUUUUUCUGCUUUGGAAGAUGAUGAUGAACAGAAAGAUGCAUGAAGAAAAAUAGUAUGCUGAAAUAAUUUUCAAUGGUUUACUAGUACUACCUUUGCCCAAAGCAGUCCCCAGUCACCUUCACUGAAACCGUCUGGACAGCUUGUUAGGAAUGCACAGCUGGGCCCUGUCUCAUCUCUCUAGAAGCAGAGUCCCUGGGACAGAAUCUUUCACAAUCUCCAGCAUUCAAUGUGUGAGGUGAUGAAAAUUUCUUAAAUGAUAAAUUGCCUAAAUGAAAGCAUUGCUAUGGGGACUUGCAAAUGUUAAUUUAUCAUUCUAGCUCAUUACGGAAUGACGUCGAGGCAAGUACAGUGCGGCCUUCCAAAUUUUUAGAAAUGCUGUAAUCGUGUGGCAUGAACAAAUUCUUGAAACCUUACUGCCUAAGAGUUUCCACUUAUUAAAAGAAGAUCACGUUACAUGUAUUUUCUCUUCCCGAUUUAUUUAAGAGAAGAAAAAUGCAGACUGAUGAGAAUUUAAGGCGAAUCCAUCACAUCCUAAAUAUUUUAUAGAACAGAUUAUAGUAUAGGAUUUAAUCAGCAAAGACAAACUGCUGUGAAUAUUAUAAGGGGAAUGGGGAUUGUCAGAGGGAACCAGCCUUUCGGAGUCGGAAAAGAUCUGGGGAGCAAUGGUCUGGAGAGAAGGAAAGUCAGAGGGAACACACCUUGAGCCCGCUGAAGCACCGCUGUGAGUGGACAAAUUAUAGCCAGGGAGCUCCCGAGCGCUGAAGGACUGGGACAGAGCGCUCCACGGAAAGGUACGAUUUUUCUUUUUCUUUUUCUUUUUUUUUUGGUACCGGGGAUUGAACUCGGGUCCUUGCGCUUGCAAAGCAGACCACCGAACCGCUGAGCUAAAUCCCCGGCCCUAGGUACGAUUUUUCUAUACCUCUCGCUGCUGCCGAUGUGCACCUAUGUUCUGCUCAUGGCCUUGGGUGACAACAAGCGGACGCAGAGUGAGGACGGCCCACAGCCCACCGGCUGUCUUUCCUUGUUGAUCCUCUAAGACCUUCAGAAAAAAGUGGCUGCUGUAAGCAUCUUUGGCAAACGUAACCUGACCUCACAGAGGGAAGAGACUUUCACUAAGUUGGCACAGCACCAGCUGCCUUAUAGACCCAAAACAAAGUAAGCCAGCGUUAGCAGCCCUUUGAACAGCAUGAUUGGCAAAAGAGACUUAAUUUACCUUCAUGAAACCUACUCGAAAAUGAAGACUAGAAAUGUCCUUUCAAGCACAUUCUCAAUAUUUACAAGACUGGAUUAAAUACCAAGUCAUAAAAGCAAA